Salvelinus fontinalis (brook trout) is the source of this 3421-nucleotide messenger RNA. It is a transcript of the gene rnf208, whose product is annotated as ring finger protein 208. The transcript is spliced from 2 exons. Bases 2248 to 3048 code for a protein of 266 amino acids. Gene Ontology annotation, biological process: protein ubiquitination. The record is from RefSeq and is a predicted model, not a curated record. Lineage: Eukaryota; Metazoa; Chordata; Actinopteri; Salmoniformes; Salmonidae. Gene Ontology annotation, molecular function: ubiquitin protein ligase activity.
GAGAGAUAGAGAGAGAGGGAGGGAGGGAGGGAGAGAGCGCAAGAUAAGAGAGCGAGCAAGGAGAGAGAGAGCAAGAGAGGGGGAGGAGAAAACAUGCAAUAGAAAUUGUCAGGUCCAGAGACAGAGAUCGAGAGAGAGAGAAAGAGAAGGAGGUGGUAAGGGAGACAGAAACAGAGAACAAGCGUGUGUGUAUGCGUGAGCCAGUGUGUGAGUGUGUGCACAGAGGCGCAUUGACAGCAGCGGAGGAGGAGCAAGGCUAACAAACGGCAGCCGUGAGAGAAAAGGAGCACAGAGACGCCACUGGGGGAGAGAUAACGAGUGGAAGAAAAGAAGAGAGGAUGAAAGAAAGACAGCAGUGGGUACCUGAAGACCUGAGGCUCUGAGACCAGAGAGAGAGAGAGAGAGAGAGAGAGAGGAGGAGAGGAAGAUACCCAGAGAGGCAUCACAGGAGCACACGUAAUUACACAACCUAUUUGGCUGGCUGACUGACAGGCAGAGAGAAAGAGACAGGAGGAGGGAUGGAGAGGGAGCUGCUAGAAACCGCUGCUCGGCCACACCGCAGACGACAGGACGAGAGGGAGAGAGUUUGAAGGACGAAGGGAACCGACGGAGGAGAAGAAGAGGUGGGCUCCACCACCAGUCUCUGUCCUCCAUCACUGUGACUAAAGGAAGGAGUGACGCAUCCAUCCUUCGACAGCUCAGCCUCCAUCUUACCUUCCCUUCCUCCCUCCACCUCCAUCGUUUGUUUUCUCAGGGUCUCACAGACAGGAAUGAUCACCUUGCCUCCGUCGCUCCUCUCCUCCUCCUCUUCCUCUACCCCUCUGGCAAAACACCUUCUGUUCUACUCUCAGACGAACUGAGACCAAUGGGCCAUGUUAUCAGCUUCACACGCACAUGGGAGCUUUACCCUGUAACAAGACUAUUGUCACCUCACAGCACAGUAAUAUCCAAAACCACCACCAACAACAACAACACACAGCAAGGUGGUAAGAGAACUGGGAGACGAUAUGUUACGACAGGACUAAACAACAACACAGGUAACUCAGCCAAAGAGGACUGUGAGGACAACAGUCACACCAUCUGACUGUCUGAGGCCACUGCUGUCACUCUGAACCGCUGAGGGACAGACAGACAGACCGUGACGAGGACACGGUCUCCCUAGAGAGACCUUUAUCAGCUACACUAGUGGGAGGACUCAGUUUGAAAGUCAAGCACCCCUUCCUUAGAGGAAUUCAGGAGUGGUUUGUUAAGGAGCAGGGGAUUUCCACUGCCUCCUAAAAAAAGACCUCUGCCUUAUCAGACUCCAGCCAAGGAAGCCAAAGGACACAAAACCAUAUUCGACCAAGAGGAGAGAGAGAGAGAGAGAGAGAGAGAGAGAGAGAGAGAGAGAGAGAGAGAGAGAGAGAGAGAGAGAGAGAGAGAGAGAGAGAGAGAGAGAAAGAGAAAGAGAAAGAGAGGUUCCAGCCUGAGUGUCUAGAGGCUGUUCUCACAGACAAGGCCAUUCCACAGCCUCAGAAACAGGAAGGAAGUUCUGGUUUGAGCAGCAACAACCUAGAAACAAGCAAGCCUCAAGCCCUGUUUGAGUCAGUUUCCCCUGGCAAGCCACAGGACGCUGUGUGAGACAAUACAGAGUGAACUACUACUGAACAGCCUGUGCUGCUUGAGCUCUCCAUUUUGAGAGAGUAGAACUCUUCACAACACUGUUGUGUAAGUGUAUAAUAUUAGUAUCUAUAUAUGUACAUAUAAGAUUAUUUAUUGGUGUUAUCACUGAAAACAUAUCUUUGUGCUGAUGUGUUGAGUCCUGUUAGUUGUUCAGCUGUUACUGUGGUUGAAUAUCCAGUACAUAUCUUUAUUGUAUAUCUAAGACUGCACAGACUAGUUUUAAGAGGACUAACUACCAGGCUCGGACUGUUAUCAGUAGUGAUCAGUAGUGUUAUCAGAAGACAGUGUUUCUGUGUAAUAGGGAAGUCUGUUUCACUGCUCCAGGUUUGACAGCUCUGGCUUUAGUCCUCAGUCCUUCUGUCCCACAUAAGGACUCAGGGUAACAGCACCACAGACGUGGGAGGCCUUCUAAUUGAAACAAUGGACAGAAUCAUACGUCCCCAUGUCCCCUCUAAUGGCUGACUUUGACACCCCCAGUUCACUUCAGAGCACCGCCCCACGCACAACCCAAGCCUGGGGCAUCGCCCGCUGAACCACCCACAGCCCCCUCUCUCUAACAAAGACACAGACACACAAAUAAGCUUAAUGUCCAUGUCCUGCCUCAGGCGGCAGCCUGUGACGAUCCCCAUGGAUACCGUCAAGAUCAUCCAGUCGGAAAAGUUCCCCCGGGAAUGCACGGUGCCAGUCACCCAGCCUUGCUUCACCCCUCCCCCGCGGGUGGCAUGGGAUGGAGGGGGAGAGGGAGAGAUCAUUGUGAACCAGGCGUGCAGUGACCUAGCCCUGGAGAUGACCUGCACUGACCUGGCCCCCACCAGACCCAUGGUCUCAUCUCCCCCAGCUCCCAUGGCCCGCAUGGGCCGCAGGGAGAGCUACCUGGCCCAGCGCAAAGCCAGCGCCGCAGAGAUCUGCUACCACCAGUUCCACUACAAGAUGGAGGACGUCAUAGUCAACCAGUACGUGCUGCGUUCUUCUUCCACCUCCUCCUCCACCUCCUCUUCCUCCUCGGGGCCCGUGAUGCCUUGUGAGCCCCUGGACUGCCCCACCUGCGGCCACACCUACAACUUUGCAGGCAAGCGUCCACGCAUCCUCUCCUGCCUGCACUCGGUGUGCGAGGAGUGCUUGCAGAUCCUCUACGAGUCCUGCCCCAAGUACAAGUUCAUCUCGUGCCCAACGUGCAGGCGUGAGACGGUGCUGUUCACUGACUAUGGGCUGGCUGCCCUGGCCAUCAACACCAGCAUCCUGAGCCGGCUGCCCUCUGACCCCAAUGGUCCGGUGCAGUGGGGCGGGGAGGCCGACCGGAGCUGCUACCAGACGGUACGCCAGUACUGCCAGUCAGCCUGCACCUGCCAGAUCGCCAACCCCCUGUCCUCCUGUGGCAUCAUGUAGAGACCUAGGCGGGGGCCAAACUGGCAUGCCUCCUCUCUUCUCACGUACAUACAACCCGCCUCCUCUCUUCUCACGUACAUACAACCCGCCUCCUCUCUUCUCACAUACAUACAACUCCACACAGAUGUAUCUCUAUAUUUAAUAGCACAGAUGGAUGCUGUCUGGGUCAAAUGGAUCGUGAAGGACACUGUCUUGCAGACGAAAACAGGGAAAUAGCAAAUAAAUGUAUUUUAUGUAUGAAGUAUGAAUCCUAUUCCCCCUCUCUUGUUCGGAUGUGUUUGUCAUUGACAUCUCUUUACAUGGGAAUGCUAGGGGAGGCCUAUCCCCUCAACCUAGGUCAAUAAAGAAUAAACAAAUGAUUUAAAAAAAGCCA